Messenger RNA from Tilletiopsis washingtonensis, 702 nucleotides. Its product is annotated as protein transport protein SEC22. The record is from RefSeq and is a predicted model, not a curated record. NCBI's taxonomy places the organism in Eukaryota, Fungi, Basidiomycota, Exobasidiomycetes, Entylomatales. Gene Ontology annotation, cellular component: SNARE complex; ER to Golgi transport vesicle membrane; Golgi membrane. Gene Ontology annotation, biological process: vesicle fusion with Golgi apparatus; endoplasmic reticulum to Golgi vesicle-mediated transport; retrograde vesicle-mediated transport, Golgi to endoplasmic reticulum. Gene Ontology annotation, molecular function: SNAP receptor activity. The transcript has 5 exons. The coding region runs from base 1 to 702 and encodes 233 amino acids.
AUGGUGCUCUCGACGCAGAUCGCGCGCGUCUCGGACGGCCUGCCGCUGGCGCAGUCCGUCGACGACAGCGCGACCGAGGCGGCGCUCUCCGAGUACAAGCAGCAGGCCAAGCUGCUCUUCCGGCGCAUCAGCCCGCAGGCCGAGGUGCGCUGCACCAUCGAGAGCGGGCCCAAGUACACGUUCCACUACCAGAUUGCGCCGCCGCCCGGGCGCGCAGACGCCGUCGUCUUUCUCAUCAUCACCGACCGCUCGUACCCGCGCAAGCUGGCCUUCAGCUACCUCGACGAGCUGGCCAAGGAGUUCGAGCGCUGCUACGGCGCACAGGUGGCGCAGCGGAAUCUGCGCCCGUAUGCGUUUGUCGGCUUCGACACAUUCAUGCAGCGCACCAAGCGGCUCUAUGCCGACACUCGGUCAGCGCAGACAGCAGUGGAAGAGAAGGCGGGCGGCGCAAACAGCUUGAACCGGCUGAACGACGACUUGCAAGACGUCACCUCGGUCAUGACGAAGAACAUGGAGAGCCUGCUGUGGCGCGGCGAGACGCUGGACCAGAUGAGCAAUAUGUCGUCGUCAUUGCGAGACGAGAGUCUCAAGUAUAGGAAAGCAGCCAAGCAGAUCCGCAUCGAUGCCCUGCUGCGCCAGUACGCGCCGAUCGGUGCCAUCGCUCUUAUCUUCCUCUUUGUGCUCUGGGUCAAGUUCUUCUAG